AUAUUUUUUAUAAAGUGUUCUCUAAGAUUCAUAAAAAAUGUAUACUAUUAUCCUGGUAUUGUGCGUUAUAGCAAUAUUUUUAUUUCGAUAUUACACUCACCAUAAAUACUGGAAAUAUAUUAACGAAAUUCCAGGACCUACAGCUUUGCCGAUUAUUGGCAAUUAUCAAUUGGUUAGUGUAGACAAUGUGGAACUUUUUAGAAUCACCCGCGAGAGAUCAAAAAUUUUUUAUCCGAUAUACAAAGAAUGGAGCUUCGGAUUUUAUUUGGUUAGCCUUUUGGGCCCACCUGAAGACAUGGAGCUAAUUUUAGGACAUUCAGAAAAUAACAACAAAAGUUUUGUAUACAAAUUUUUAAGGAAUUGGCUUGGAACAGGGUUAUUAACCAGCAAUGGUAGCAAAUGGCAUUCCAGGCGAAAAAUACUGACGCCAGCUUUUCACUUUAAUAUAUUACAGAAAUAUCUUGAAGUGUUUAAUAAAGAAACCGAAAUUUUAGUCGACGAACUGGCUAAGGACGCUGGAAAGGAAUAUAUUAAUGUAGUGAAACCAAUAACUGAUUUUACGCUAUUUUCAAUAGGAGAAUCAGCGUUGGGGGUGAGUCUACGUGAAAAGAAUUGUGAUGAAUAUAAGAAGGCUAUUCAUGAGCACGGAAAAAUUGGCGCGUACAGAAUAACCAAACCACUUCUGUAUCUAGAUUUUAUAUUUAAUAUGUUUCCAAUUAGUAAGGAACUUCAAAAAUGUAUACAUACUUUACACGAUUUAUCAACAAAUGUAAUUCGAGAAAGGGAGCAAAGCAAACAAACGGAUGCCGAAGGAAAUUUUUCCUAUUCGAGAAGAAAAAGACUGGCUUUAUUAGACCUUAUGCUUGAAGCAAGGGCAGCUGGUGAAAAUAUUGAUGAAAAAGGAAUUAGAGAGGAAGUAGAUACUUUUAUGUUUGAGGGACAUGAUACGACAUCGGUAGCACUGUGCUAUAUUUUGUUGACUUUAGCUAAUGAGCAAAACCAUCAGGCAAAAAUAUAUGAAGAGAUUCUCUCAGUCUUAGGAACAACUCAAUAUCCAACUCAGCAACAACUAGGGGAGCUCAGGUUCAUGGAAAGAUGCAUUAAAGAAUGUCUACGUAUUUAUCCGAGUGUGCCAUUUAUUUCCCGAGUUACUGGAAAGACUCUACACACCCAUUCUGGGUACACAAUACCUAAGAAUUCGACAGUUCUUAUAUUUAUUUAUGACUUGCAUCAUAACGCGGAAGUAUGGGAGGAUCCAGAGAGAUUUGAUCCUGAUAGAUUUUUACCAGAAAAUGUUGCCAAAAGACAUCCGUUUGCAUAUUUACCGUUCAGUGCCGGAGGAAGAAACUGUAUAGGCCAGAAAUUUGCUAUGUUAGAAAUAAAAGCGGUAUUGUGUGGAAUCCUUAGAAAAUUUAAAUUGGAGGCAGUACACAAACGAGACGACAUCAAAUUUAAAGCAGAUCUCGUAUUAAGACCAAUUGGUGAAAUACGAGUCAAGUUUUCUCAUCGGCAAUAAAAAUACACUUAAUGUCACAUACUGAAUACCCUAAAAUGCUUAACACAGGCAAAUGUUUUCGAAGUCGUUAACAAGAAGGCAUAAUGCUUGAAGGAAGAUAUAAAUUAGCUAUUUGCUUUGACCUUAUUGCGGUUGUUAGUUCGACAAUAUUUUGUUAAAUCAAUAAAUUAAAUAAAUGGAUUAUUAUUGAAUUUAGUUAUUUACGGAUUUUGGCAAUUUUUUUUUAUACUUAGGUCAGUGUCGAUGUAUUUUGAUAUAUAAAUUUUUAAUUUAUCCUUUCUAGACGAAGAAUUAUAUUUGGAUAAUUAAAUGUCAA
This is a messenger RNA of Diabrotica balteata, 1832 nucleotides long. Lineage: Eukaryota; Metazoa; Arthropoda; Insecta; Coleoptera; Chrysomelidae. The record is from the annotation of a GenBank genome assembly.